CUACUCUGCGUUCCACACGGCCGGAACGCCGUGUCCGCGCAUGCGCAGUGCGCCGCUCAGUGUCCGCGUGGAAGGAGGAACUGUGCAGUUUUUCUUCUGUACUCAAACCAUCAUCCACCCUCCGUGCAAACCUUCACCGCCCAGUAGGAGGAACAGCGAGAGGAACAGCAGGAGCAACAGAGUGAGUGAGAAGACCAGAGGAAACACUGGGAUCAUGUCUUCACACGAUGACUGGGAGACUAAACUGGAAAUUAGGGCGUGUAGUUUUGAAGCGAGUCCAGCAGGGGGAGACAAACACGCAGACUGCAGCUCCCCUCAGGGCUCCUCUGGUAAAAGUGAGAUGUCGCCGGAGAUCUUCGGCAACGAUCCUUUAAGAACUCUGGGAGAAAUCCUCGCCUACUGCCAGGUCAUGUAUGAGGCCAUUCAGAAGCUGGAUGAGAAGUUUGAGUUGCUGCAGGCCAGAGUGACGCACAUCCAGGAAGAUCAGAUACAUGUGGAGGAGGACCAGUCUGAGAUUUACACGCUGGACGAUACGGAGACUGUCCAGAUUAACGACGAAUCAGCAGAAACAACCUACCAUGUUCUCCAUCACCAAGGUCCUCUCUCAGUUCCUCCAUCUCCUGAAGGUUCAAGAACCCUAAAGCUUGUCAUUAGCUCAGAAACACCCACAUGCUCCUCAGUGUCUCCUCAGAGUCAGACCCAGCAGUCCACUUCGACCACCACACCAGGUCGAGCUGUGAGGGAAAUGCUCUUUCAGCAGCGAAACGUUUCGAAAGAUCAUCCCAACACGGACGCUGGACACGCGGCAUCUCCACAAACCAUGAGGAAAAUCUUACAGCAGCAUCGCAAGAAUCCUGAUCCUCAGAGACACAACGUAAACACAGGAAGCAGGAAGUUUGUGAUCCCCAGCAGUGUUCUGAUGAUGGCCAGUGCGAUGGCGAGACCGACGGCCGCCGCUCGCUUCCUCAUGCGCAGCCUCUUCACCAGACAGGAGCUGCUGCACGGGAGCAUUCGAGGACACACAGCUAGAGGAUUGAAGAAACUUAACCCAGAAAAAAUCCACGCUAUACGAGAGUGGGCUCAGGUGACGUACCCUGAACAUGACCUGCGUGAGAAAGGUAAAGACUGGAAGGCCUGCCUCACUGUGAUGAAUGAAGGAGCCAGACACGUUCGACUGAAAGACAGAAAGCGUAAAGGUAAAGCAGUAAGAGACACGAGCGAACGAACGGCGUCGGUCCACGAAUUCAAACCCGAGCCCACGGCGGAGAUCGACGUGGAGCUGUCAGGCGGCGAGAGCGAAGACCUUCAGCAGACGGCUGCAUUUAAACCCAAACGAGAGGCCGAUGAAGAGCUGCUGCUGGAAAGCGAUUACGAGCAGGAGGCUCAGGCGUAUCUGGGUCAGCCGGACCGGGAGGUGAAGGUGCCUCAGUUAGCGCUAUACUCAGCAUCACAGAGACCCAACCCUGCGCUCGCAGCUCGCCAUCUCAUCAGGUUCAUGUUCCCAGAGGAAGUGCUGGUGCAGAGCAACGUGUACGGAAACGCCAAGUACGGCAUCCUGCCACUGGACCACAACAAGAUCUCAGCUCUGAGGGAGUAUCUGUGCGAGCGGUUCCCCUACAUGAAGCUAGACGAGGACGGACCCAACUGGAAGGCGUGUGUGUAUGCCAUCAACGGAGCCAUCCGGAAAACCAGACACACCUUGAAGAAGUGCCACAGACUGGCACAAGACGACACGCCGAUGACAUCAUGACCACACACAAACAUCUAAUCAUUAAGGCCUAUUGUAGAGUUGUUUUUUUAAGGACUAUGUGCAUCAAUAAAAACAAAAGCAAUGUUA
This is a messenger RNA of Silurus meridionalis, 1837 nucleotides long. RefSeq lists its product as uncharacterized. Gene Ontology annotation, molecular function: DNA binding. The record is from RefSeq and is a predicted model, not a curated record. Lineage: Eukaryota; Metazoa; Chordata; Actinopteri; Siluriformes; Siluridae. The transcript is spliced from 10 exons. The coding region runs from base 41 to 1750 and encodes 569 amino acids.